Bufo bufo (common toad) is the source of this 507-nucleotide messenger RNA. RefSeq names its product chemokine-like protein TAFA-2. The transcript is spliced from 5 exons. Bases 1 to 507 code for a protein of 168 amino acids. The record is from RefSeq and is a predicted model, not a curated record. Gene Ontology annotation, molecular function: receptor ligand activity. NCBI's taxonomy places the organism in Eukaryota, Metazoa, Chordata, Amphibia, Anura, Bufonidae.
AUGAAUAAAAGAUAUCUGCAGAAGGCAACAAAAGGGACAUUUCUUAUAAUAAUAUUUAUUGGAACUCUUUGGGGAAAGUUAUCAGCUGGAGCCAUUCAUCAAAGAGCUCAGCAUGUUAAAACUGGAACAUGUGAAGUUGUGGCUCUUCACAGAUGCUGUAAUAAGAAUAAGAUAGAGGAAAGGUCACAGACUGUGAAGUGUUCAUGUUUCCCAGGACAAGUGGCAGGAACAACAAGAGCUGUUCCAUCUUGUGUUGAUUCAUCAAUAGUGGAGCAGAAAUGGUGGUGUCAAAUGCAUCCUUGUCUUGAUGGAGAGGAAUGCAAAGUCCUUCCAGACCAAAAAGGAUGGAGUUGUGCCUCAGGUAAUAAAGUGAAAACUACAAAGGAGAAAAACAAUUCUUCCCAACCUCAUACAUUGCAAGGAGAAAAAUCCCUGGAUCAAAUUUCCAGUAACUCGAUAGCUGAAAAAGUACAUGUAGAAAUGGAGAUUCACCGUGGUAAAGGAUAA